UGUUUGGCGUCGCGGCCCCCGCACCUGACACGGUGAGGCCUGACAGCCGGACGUUGCCUGGUCACCUCCGGACCACGGCUUGGAGACGGAGAGCAGAGGCUGAAAUUUUGAAAUCACCACGCCUAAGCACACGCGGUGCCGCCACCGGAAAUCCCCGAUUCCCCUUCCUCCUCCCGCUCUUCCUCCCGGUCGCCGCGAUGCGGGAGUCCUAGCUCCCGGGACCCCCCAGUGACUCGCGGCGUCGUCCUCGCUCGACAGCCCCGCCGCCGCGGCCACUCGCGAGCUCGGCGCUCGCACACGUCUCCCCCGCCGCGGGCGCGCACGCGCGAGGUUUGGACAAAUCUGUAUUGUUGUCUUUAACUUCCAAAAUGAAGUGCAAUGCUUGCUGGCGGGAAUUGGAAGGGCAAGCCAUAACAACCACUUGCGGUCAUCUCUUAUGUACUGAGGAUGCGAAGAAAAUAUUGAAUAAUGAUGGUGCAUGUCCAAUAUGUGAUCAAGUGCUUUCAAAAAGCCUUAUGAAACCAGUGGAUGUAGAUCCAAGUGAUGAUUGGACAAAUAUGGCGAUGGCUGGGAUUCCUCCACAAAUACUCAUGAAGAGUGCAUACAGAAGCGUCAUGUUUUACAUUGGACAAAAGGAACUGGAGAUGCAGUACAAGAUGAACCAGGUCGUUGGUCAAUGUAGACAGAAGAUUGAACUGAUGCAGGGAAAGUUUACAGAGAAGCUAGAAGAACUGCAUGCGGCAUAUCAAAAGAUGGGUAAAAAAUGCCAGUUGAUGGAACAGGAAAUUGAAAACCUCACCAAGGAUAAGCAAGAGCUUCAAGAGAAAUUCGCAGAGAAAUCCAGGCAGAAGAGGAAGCUUGACGAGAUGUAUGAUAAACUAAGGACAGAGUACAACUCUUUGAAACGUUCGGCCAUCCAACCUGCAAAUAACCUCUUCCCAAGAGCUCAGCCAGACCUGUUCACAGGCAUGCCUAAUAUGAUUGAUAGCAGUAACCAUCCCAGGCAAGGUUCGAUUUUUACCCCUGAUACUCCAGGGCGGAGAGAGGAGAUGUGGGCUGCAGCGCCACGGCAGCGGCUCGCCAACUCUGAUACAUUUGAAAUGUCUGGGGGAUCUGGUCACUUGGGAGCACCUACUGUUGAUGCUAGACCCCGGAAACCAGCUGGGCCUGUCUUUGGAGCUAGCACGAACAAUCCUUCUGCAGCCUUGCGGAAUAUGUUAAUCUCACCGGUGAAGCGCCCUCAUCUCUCCCGAAACCGUCCACACAUAUUCACGCUGUAGAACUGGACUGCGAGAUCUCAAAGGGCAUCUGUACAUGAUGUAAAUCUCUCUCUGAUCUUUGUUUUGAUAGAAAAUGUUCCUGCGUAUCCCUGGGACAUGGUUACCUCAUUUCUUAGAUGUCCACGAUAAACCAGAGUAGCACAUUAUUACUUGCCUGAUUACAAUGAAAUGUACAGUAUACCUGAUUAAAAUUUCAGGUGAUCAUUUGUUGUUCAAAGCUAGAGCUUUGGAAAGAGUUUGUCUGUGUUGAUGUAUGCCACAUAGCUAGUCCAGCAAUGAGUCCAAGGAUUCUUA
Phragmites australis (common reed) is the source of this 1574-nucleotide messenger RNA. Its product is annotated as E3 ubiquitin-protein ligase CCNB1IP1 homolog. Bases 369 to 1280 code for a protein of 303 amino acids. The transcript is spliced from 9 exons. Lineage: Eukaryota; Viridiplantae; Streptophyta; Magnoliopsida; Poales; Poaceae. The record is from RefSeq and is a predicted model, not a curated record. Gene Ontology annotation, biological process: chiasma assembly.